Messenger RNA from Acyrthosiphon pisum (pea aphid), 543 nucleotides. RefSeq lists its product as uncharacterized. The record is from RefSeq and is a predicted model, not a curated record. NCBI's taxonomy places the organism in Eukaryota, Metazoa, Arthropoda, Insecta, Hemiptera, Aphididae. The coding region runs from base 7 to 543 and encodes 178 amino acids. The transcript is spliced from 2 exons.
CAAAAUAUGUACGCUGAAGAUGCAGAAUUCUCAUUACAAAUUCGACAUCUAUGUGCACUUGCUUUUGUUCCAAUGGAUAAAAGUGUACAAUAUUUUAAUGAUUUAAUUGAAUCAAAUUAUUAUGUUGAAAAUGAAAAUAUUUUAUCUCUGAUGAUUAACUAUUUUGAAGACACGUGGAUCGGACGUCCCAACCGUCGAAAUGGUCGACGCCUGCCAAUAUUUAGUGUCAAUAUGUGGAAUUGCUAUGAAUCGGUAAUACAAGAUCUUCCACGUACGAAUAAUUCGGUAGAAGGAUGGCAUCAUGCAUUCAAUGCAGCACUCGGAGCAAAUCACGUUUCAAUAUGGAAAUUCAUACGCUUCUUAAAACAUGAGCAACUGUUACAAGAGGUUCGAUUGGAAAAACGUUUAUCAGGAGAAGCAAGUCCAACACGUCGUAGAACGUACAGAGAUCAUGAUAAAAAAAUAAAAGUAAUCGUGGAAAAUUGCUCUGAAAUACCAACAGUUCAAUAUUUAAGAGGUUUAUCUUAUAAUGUUCAGUAUUAA